Messenger RNA from Heterostelium album PN500, 1176 nucleotides. RefSeq names its product ankyrin repeat domain-containing protein. NCBI's taxonomy places the organism in Eukaryota, Evosea, Eumycetozoa, Acytosteliales, Acytosteliaceae. Gene Ontology annotation, molecular function: protein binding. The transcript is spliced from 2 exons. Bases 1 to 1176 code for a protein of 391 amino acids. The record is from RefSeq and is a predicted model, not a curated record.
AUGUCAAUAAAUAAUUCAAUAAAUAAUUUAACAUAUAAAUCAUUUUCUAAAGUAUUUAAUAAUAUAGUUAUUAGAAAUGAAAUAUUCAAUCAAGUUUAUUCAAUAAAUAAGAUGUUGUCAACAAUUAAUACAAUAGUCAUUAGAUAUAAUCAAUUGAUAAAAUCACCAAAAGCAUUGAUUGGUAAUGACUAUCUUGAUUUAUUCAUUCAGUAUCUAAGUGUUUAUGGAGAUAAAAACAUGAUUACACAUUAUUUUAUAUGGUCAGUUGAAUGUCAAAAUCUUAGAAUACUACAAUAUCUUUAUGCUUUGGUUUCAGAUAGUAACGACGAAGCGAUCAUAAAAAGAUUGAUAACAAUUAAUCUGAUGCGUAUAGCUACUUUGGCAUGCGAUAUUUCCAUCUUAGAAUGGAUGAAUCAGAAUAAUACUUUGGGGCUAUUCAAAUGUCCGUCAGAGGAUAUUUACUUAUUUUUGCCAAAGAGACCUAAUGGUUUUAAAACUAUGAAAUGGCUUCAUAGUAAUCUUCUUCUGGCAUUCGAUGAGACUGUUGUGUAUUCUGCCGCUGCUUCUGGUAGAAUGGAGAUAAUAAUUUGGGCACUUGAAAACCACAAAGGAAAAUCGACAGAUUGGAUAAAGGCGGCCUUAGAUGCUGCUGCGAACAAUGGGAAUGUACCUAUCCUCGAGUGGAUCAAUGAACAUCAUCGACCUUCGGACACUCAAUUGUCAACAAUUGAUAUAGUUUAUUUUAUUAGUAAAAAUAAACGUUGUGAUACACUCGAUUGGAUUCAUAAGAAUUGGACAGCUGUCAAUUUCAAUCAUAACUAUGAUUCGGUUGCAAGGACAGGAUCGUUGGAAUUGAUACGUUGGAUUCACGAGAAUCUGUCAGCAACAAACACAGAACCUUUAUUCACAUUAGAAGCAAUGAACAACGCAGCUUGUUUCAACAGUUUGGAAGUUGUUAAGUUCCUUCUUUACAACCGAACUGAAGGACGCAUUGGCUCAGCAAUAUUCGUCGCAGCAACCAAUGGAAGAAAAGAUAUAGUCGAGUUUCUCUUGUCUCAAGAAUACGAGAUUAAUAGUGCAAUGCAUUCCUUUACCAUUGAAGAAACUGAAAGAAAGGGGUAUACUCAUAUUGCUACUUUAUUAAGAGAAAAAUAUUUAAAAAAUCUAUAUUUUUGA